Molecule: messenger RNA, 1444 nt
Organism: Lacerta agilis (Sand lizard)
Lineage: Eukaryota; Metazoa; Chordata; Lepidosauria; Squamata; Lacertidae
Product: tripartite motif-containing protein 10-like
Exons: 6
Coding region: 8-1444 (478 amino acids)
Molecular function (GO): protein binding; zinc ion binding
Source: RefSeq, a predicted model, not a curated record
CUCUGUCAUGGCCUCAUCCUCAUCCACGGAUGUGGGAGAAGAAGCGACAUGCCCAAUCUGCAUGGAGUAUCUGACAGACCCUGUGACCUUGGACUGUGGUCACAACUACUGCCAGGGCUGCAUCGUAAAGUAUUGUGACACAUGGGAACAAAUGCAUCUGGGGGACUUGGAGUGUCCCAUCUGCAAAGCCCGAAUGCAGAGAGGGAGUUUUCGCUCCAAUUGGCAGCUGGCCAAUAUAGUGGAAAAAAUUAAACUACUGCCACCAAAUAAAGGGGAAAAGGAAUUGUGUAAGAGACACAAGGAAAAACUCCACUUGUUCUGCAAACAAGAUGAAGAAUUGGUGUGUUUGUUAUGUGAGCGGUCCCCAGAACAUAGAUCGCACACUGUGGUUCUCAAGGAAGAGGCUGCCCAGGAAUACAAGACACUCAUCUGUGGUCGCCUGGAGCGUCUGAAGAAAGAGAGAGAGAAAAUUCUGGCUUAUGAAGCAAAAAUAGGAGAAGAAAGCAACAGCCUGCUUAAAUUAACAGAAACUGAGAGGCAGAAUAUAGAGGAGAAGUUUAGACAACUGCACCAGUUUCUGGAAGAACAAGAAGAGCAUUUGCUGAAUGAGAUAGAAGAGAUGGAGAAGGAGACUGCAAGAAGAAGGGAUGAGCAGCUGGCCAGACUCUCCAGGAAACUCUCUUCCCUUGAGAGGGUCAUCCAGGAGAUGGAGGAGAAGAGUCAGCAGCCAGCAAAUGAACUCCUGCAGGAUGUGAGAUGCACCUUGCAGAGGUGUAAGCAAAGGGGGACAUCUGAAAAUCCACUGACUUUCCCACCAGAAUUGAAGAGGAAGAUCUCAAACUUCUGGGUUGCGAAUCCCAUUCUAUAUGUUGAGAUGGAGAAAAUAAAAGUCUGCCUCUCUUCUCUUUCCCUCCUCUUCUCCCCAACAGCAAAUGUCACUCUGGAUCCAGACACAGCCCAUCCAAUUCUCAUCCUGUCCAAGGAUCGGAAAAGUGUGAGAUAUGGAUACGAAGAGCAAUACCUGCCUGACAAUCCUGAGAGAUUCAGGGACUGGCCUUGUGUGUUGGGACGUGAGGGAUUCACAGCAGGCAGACAUUUCUGGGAAGUCAAUGUGGAAAGUGGGAGGUGGUGGACUGUGGGGGUUGCCAGGAAGUCUGUGGAGAGAAAAGACAUCUUAUCCUUUAGGCCUGAGGAAGGGAUCUGGGCUGUGGAGAAGUGUGGAGGCAUGUACUGGCCCUUGACCUCCCCUGACCCUGAUCUGUCUCUGAAUGAGUAUCCCAGGAGGAUCCGGGUGACUCUCAACUAUGAAGGGGGACAUGUGUCUCUUUCUGAUGGUGACUCAGGAGCUGAACUCCACACAUUCUCAGGAAUCUCAUUCUCUGGGGAGACCCUCCUCCCUUUCUUUUGUCUGUGGGGGAAAAAAACCCACCUCAGGAUCUCCUGA